This is a messenger RNA of Rhodamnia argentea, 1957 nucleotides long. Its product is annotated as eukaryotic translation initiation factor 3 subunit D-like. Gene Ontology annotation, biological process: translational initiation. The transcript has 3 exons. Bases 144 to 1844 code for a protein of 566 amino acids. The record is from RefSeq and is a predicted model, not a curated record. NCBI's taxonomy places the organism in Eukaryota, Viridiplantae, Streptophyta, Magnoliopsida, Myrtales, Myrtaceae. Gene Ontology annotation, molecular function: translation initiation factor activity. Gene Ontology annotation, cellular component: eukaryotic translation initiation factor 3 complex; cytoplasm.
CCAUCUAUCCCGAACCAGACUAGGGUUUCUCUUCCCCUCCAUCCACUUCUUCUGCACCGCCUCUUCAUCAAAACCCCAACUUCCCCACCACUCCCAGAUCCCCAAUUGAAUCUCUCUCUGCAGUGAACUUCAAAUCGCAAGCAAUGGUUGGAGGAUUCGAGGUCGGAGCUGUCCCCUUCAACCCCGAUGGCUGGGGCCCGCCGGAAUCCGCUGCCGCCGGCACAACCGCCGGCGCCCUCCCCCUCAACGUCCCCUUCGCCCCGUUCUCCCGAUCGGAGAAGCUCGGCCGCAUCGCCGACUGGACUCGAUCCCUCAACAACCCGUCCAAAAGCCAUAAGCAGUCGGACUCGAUCUUCGACUUCUCGGCGGACGACUCUUUUGCGCCGCUCGACGAGGACUCCUCGUUCCGGCUCGUCGACUCGAAGCCCGCCCCGCGUCCCAAGUUCGGCCCGAAGUGGCGGUUCAACCAGCACCACCGGAGCCAGUUGCCGCAGCGCCGCGAUGAGGAGGUCGAGGCCAAAAAGCGCGAGGCGGAGAAGGAGCGGGCGCGCCGCGACAGGCUCUACAACCUCAACAGGCCCGGGGCUAACGCUCCACGCCGCGAGGCUGCGGCGUUCAAGUCCUCGGUGGACAUACAGCCCGAGUGGAACAUGCUCGACCAGAUUCCCUUCUCGACCUUCUCGAAGCUGUCGUUCGCCGUGCCAGAGCCCGAGGACCUUCUGCUCUGCGGCGCCCUUGAGUACUAUGAUAGGUCCUACGACCGCGUCACCCCGAAGAACGAGCGACGCCUUGAGAGGUUCAAGAAUAGGAAUUUCUUCAAGGUUACUACAACUGAUGAUCCAGUCAUCCGCCGGUUGGCAAACGAGGACAAGGCAACAGUUUUUGCGACAGAUGCUAUUCUUUCUACACUCAUGUGUGCACCUAGGUCCGUUUACUCCUGGGAUAUCGUGAUUCAGAGAGUUGGGAACAAGUUGUUCUUUGACAAGAGAGAUGGAUCCCAACUUGAUCUGCUAUCUGUGCAUGAAACCUCCCAAGAACCAUUGCCAGAGGCCAAGGAUGAUAUUAAUUCAGCAUAUUCUUUGAGUGUUGAGGCAGCAUAUGUUAAUCAAAACUUCUCACAGCAAGUUCUGAUCAGGGAUGGAAAUAAGGUUUCUUUUGAUGAACCAAACCCUUUUGCAAAUGAGGGAGAGGAGGUUGCUUCAGUGGCUUACAGGUACAGGCGGUGGAAGCUUGAUGAUGACAUGCAUCUCAUUGCUCGAUGCGAGGUUCAAAGUGUCAAUGAGAUUAACAAGCAAAGAUCAUUUUUGACCCUUAAUGCACUGAAUGAAUUUGAUUCUAAAUACUCUGGUGUUGACUGGAGGCAGAAGCUGGAAACACAGAGAGGUGCUGUGUUGGCUACAGAGCUCAAGAACAAUGCCAAUAAGUUGGCUAAGUGGACAGCACAAGCACUACUAGCAAGUGCAGAUUACAUGAAACUGGGUUUUGUCUCGCGAGUUCAUCCUCGCGAUCAUUUUAACCAUGUAAUUCUGGCUGUACAGCAGUAUAAACCAAGGGACUUUGCCUCACAGAUUAAUCUGAAUACAUCUAAUAUGUGGGGGAUUGUCAAGUCUAUUGUGGACUUGUGCAUGAAAUUGAAUGAAGGGAAGUAUGUUCUUGUGAAAGAUCCAUCUAAGCCGCAGGUAAGAAUUUAUGAGGUGCCAGCUGAUGCAUUCGAGAAUGAUUAUGUGGAGGAACCGUUGCCCGAAGACGAGCAAGCACAACCCCCUGUGGACGAUGCUGAUGCUGCUGAAAUAAACGUUGCUGCAAAUGAUGUGGAAGACAAAGAAAUUGAUGCUCAAGCAUAGAGGUUAUAGUUGCAGACGAACCAAACUGGAGAGAGUGGCUUAUGGAGCUUCUGAUCAAAAGUCACUUUUCGUGGGUAGUGCAAUUUUUUCCUUAUUUUUCUAGUUAGCUGGGG